AUGCCUGAUGAGUUCCUUGCCAAGAACCCACCCCCGCUCUGGCUCACUCUCUACCACCUAGUCACGCGCCUCCCUGACACUCUGCGCUCAGACAGGGACCACUUCCUAGCUCGCUGCCCCACCGAGCUCACCAUUGCCCUCCUCGAGAAGGAACUGCUUGCAGCUGAGGCUAGCAUAGUCGCUGUAGGUGCCUCUCGCGGUGACCCCCGUACCCCGUUCUUUGAGGGGUGUUCUCCCUCCCCCCUUCUUCCCUCUGUCGCCUUUGCUGCUGCUGUCGACCUCCUUGGUGCUGAGAAGGUCGCGACUGCGUCUGCUUCGAGUGGGCGCCGCAGCGGCAAGGGCAAGGGGGGCAAGGGCGGUGGUGGUGACAGCGGGGGUGGCGGUGGUGGGGGAGGUGGUGGUUGCGGGGGGGGUGGCGCGGGUGGGGGAGGUGGCAGCAAUGGGGGGGGUGGCGGCAGCGGCGGGGGAGGUGGCCGGGGCGGAGGAGGUGGUGGGGGUGGCGGUGGACGAGGCAGCGGCCGGGGUUGGGGUGGUCGAGGAGGUGGUAGCGGCGGUGGUGGUCGUGGAGGCGCUGGCGGUGGCCAGGGCCAGCAGCACACUCCGUCGCCCGAGGAGGUCCGUACUCGCGUGUCCGCUACCCCAGGUGCUGGUGAGGCUGCUGCUCUAGGUGCGUGUACGUCUGCCCCCCCUAGUACUGUGUCGACUGCAGCACUGCACACCUUCACACUGGAUUCAGGUGCCUCUCGCUGUUUCUUUCGUGACCGCACUGCCCUUGAGCCCCUUGCUCGGCCAGUUGCUGUCUCCCUCGCUGACCCCUCUGGGGGUCCGGUCCUUGCGACCUCCUCCACUGUCCUUCCCUGUCAUGCGGUCCCGUCGGGCACACUGUCAGGUCUCCACCUCCCCUCGUUCUCUACGAACUUGGUGGCAGGUUGUGCACUACAGGACGCGGGUGUUCACCAGUUCACCCCUGCCGACCAGCGUGUCACACACUGCACGUGUGCCCGUACAGGCCGCCACUUGGCUACCUUCACCCGGCAGCCGGGGUCGGAUCUGUACACACUGACUACUGCCCCCCCUCAGGUCGUUGCGUCUGCGUCUGCGUCCGCGUCAGGUCAGCUGUCCGCCCCCUGCUCGUGUCGCUCUCUAGCGCACGAGACUGUCCUCUGGCACCACCGUCUGGGCCACCCGUCUGUGCAGCGCCUUCGUGCCAUGCACUCCCGGUACCUUGUCUCUGGUCUUCCCAGGGUCCUCCCUCCCCUCCCACCCUCGCCUGCUCCUCCCUGUCUUCCCUGUGUCGAGGGGCGGCAGCGCGCCGCUCCUCACUCCUCCUCGUUUCCCCCGACGACUGGUCCUUUGCAGACGCUCCACAUGGACGUGUGGGGCCCAGCCCGCGUCCGUGGUCAGGGUCAGGAGAGGUACUUCCUGAUUGUUGUUGACGACUACUCGCGCUACACCACGGUCUUCCCCUUGCGAGCCAAGGGUGAGGUCCCUGAUGUUUUGAUCCCUUGGAUCCGCAGAGCUCGUCUCCAGCUCAGCGAGCGUUUCCGCUCGGACUUUCCUGUCCUGCGCUUGCACUCUGACAGAGGUGGUGAGUUCUCCUCCGACCUCUUGGCAGCCUACUGUGCCGAGCACGGCAUUCACCAGUCGUCCACGCUUCCGGCCUCUCCACAGCAGAAUGGGGUUGCGGAGCGCCGCAUUGGACUGGUCAUGGAGGUCGCUCGUACCUCCUUGAUCCAUGCGGCUGCCCCCCACUUUCUGUGGCCGUUUGCGGUCCGGUACGCUGCGCAUCAGCUCAACCUCUGGCCCCGUGUCUCCUUGCCGGAGACCUCGCCCACACUGCUGUGGACGGGGGAGGUUGGCGAUGCGUCAUGUUUCCGAGUCUGGGGAUCUCGAGCUUUUGUCCGCGAUUCGUCUGCGGACAAGCUCUCCUCUCGUGCUGUUCCCUGCGUCUUCCUCGGCUUUGUUUCGGACGCGCCUUGUUGGCAGUUUUACCACGCCACCUCGCGCCGGGUCUUGCCCUCUCAGGACGUCACUUUUGACGAGUCUGUCCCCUACUACCGCCUCUUUCCCUACCGCACUGCCCCGCUCCCACCCCCGCCUCUCUUCCUCGCGCCAGGUGCUGCUGUCGUAGACCCCCUCCCCCCUCAGGGUGCCGCUCCCUCAGGUGUGUCUCAGGUAGACCUGGUCGAGCCUGUUGAGGUUGCUGUCGACUCUCGUCCUGCUGGGGGUGCUGAGCCUGGGGGCGCACUAUAG
Messenger RNA from Closterium sp. NIES-65, 2253 nucleotides. The record is from the annotation of a GenBank genome assembly. NCBI's taxonomy places the organism in Eukaryota, Viridiplantae, Streptophyta, Zygnematophyceae, Desmidiales, Closteriaceae.